This is a messenger RNA of Metopolophium dirhodum (rose-grain aphid), 2209 nucleotides long. RefSeq lists its product as uncharacterized. The transcript is spliced from 4 exons. The record is from RefSeq and is a predicted model, not a curated record. Lineage: Eukaryota; Metazoa; Arthropoda; Insecta; Hemiptera; Aphididae. Bases 1016 to 1732 code for a protein of 238 amino acids.
CAUUCUCCGUGCAGUACCUAUAUAUAUAUAUAUAUAGCUGCACACGUCCCACUCGAUACGCGAACCAGUUACAAUGUUCAGGGGUGUUAUGUGCGCAGUGUGCACAUCAUAGUACUAUCGAACAUCGUUUAUUCAUUCCACGUGACCGAAUCUGCACGGCGGUGUGUGCCGCGCGCGACUCAUAAAUUUUACAGACUGUAUAGAUUAUGCAGUAUUAUAUUAUGGGUGUAUAAUACGCGCCCGCUCGUCAUCGGCCCGCGAACGACAACGCGAAAAAUACCACGUUAUAAUAUACAAUAAUAAUAAUAAUAAUAAUAAUAAUAAAAAACGUGUGCGCUUUUUUACAUACCUACCGGGAUUUAUUGUGCCGCGGAAGACAAGGGAAUAAUAUAAUAUUACGUACGCGGGCCCGCUCGCGUGUGUGUAUCCGCGUACGCCGAUCGAUGAUCCAAAGACAUCUGUGCGUUGAUCGCGCACUACGCUAUAUAUAUGCAACGGGAAGAUUGGUUUCUGCGACGUGAUAAUAGUUCGGCGCGUGAUUAACGACCUGCGUAUAUAUGCAUACAGUUGUAUAUACGUAUAUUUAGGGUGUAUAUGUGUGUGCAGUAUAUAUGCGCGUCAGCAUUGUGUUGUUGGCGACAAUUCAAAAAAAAAAAAAAAAACCCAUAUGAGUUCUGCAAAGAGGGAAAACGACUAAUAUAAAGUUUCGUCGUCGGUAGUUUAUCGUCGUGGAAGGGCAUUUUACAAUCGCUUAAUACAGUCGAUAGCAAGAUAUUGAAUAUCAGUUGUACACCGCUCACCGACCACUGUAUUUGAGUUAAUCUUAAGACGAGAACGACGACGAUAGCAAAAAGGACUGUGGCGACGAGGACGACGACAGUAGCAGAAGUAUUUCAGCCAAAUCCCUCAACGUGCAAUAACUUAACGUCCGCGUCAACAAAUACACCGGCGGCGUGGAUUGUCAUCGACAGAUACAGCAACAGAGACUUGGUCGACAACUGCACAUUUGCGGAUCAUGGACGCCUUGUGUCCGGAAAUCGAACGGUUGGUGAUGUGCUACACGUGUGGCGGACAGUCGUUGCCACCGUACCAGUUGUGCGUGGAGGCUCACGUGGCCUGCCCGACGUGCACCAAGUACCAGUCGCGGUGCGCAUGCGGUUGCCGAUUCCUCAAAAGGUCGAACACGACGUUGGACUGGCUGGUGUCCGCGAUGAAGUUGAGGUGUAAGUACCGCGCGAACGGUGUGAUGGAUGGCGGGUCACCCAUCCCGGGACAAGUCGACUGCGCGAAUGGGUGGUACACGGUCCAGGAACUCCGCGACCACUACCGGACGGGUUGCAUGAGGAACUUGUUCACGUGCCCGAUGCAGAACUGUGGGUACGUGGCCCGCGUGGACACCAUAACCGACCACUACGAUACGGCUCACGGCCCGCUCCCGCGGAUCAGCCCUGACCGUGAGCUCAUUUCCCCGAAUUGCGUCAUGUUCCAGUUACCGGCUAAGAGGCAGGCGGAAAUCAUAAAAAAGAUUUUCAACGGAUACUUUAUGUUCAGCGUGAAGCCGCAACGUCGCUGGUACAAGGACAUCAACUCGCUACUGUCCAUGCAAAACAUCAAUCCUUCAGAUCUUUUUCAGUACACGUACACCGCAACGCAAGAGUCGCACCAGAAAAUGCUUACGGUCACCGUGUCGUUGGUGGAGACGUACAGCUCCCCAACGCAUAAUAUUUUGUAGCUACAGUUUUAUUUUUAUACGCAUAAAGUACAAAAAUAAUAUUUUAAAAACAAUGGUAAUAUUAAUAAUAUAAUUAUGUGACAUACCUAUUACGUCAUGUUAUGUAUUCUGACAAUACCGCGUCAAGAGUGGCUUCUGGUGGCAAAUUUUAUCUAGUUUUUACUCUGGUGAAAAAGCGCAAAUACACAGUAUUUUUCUUAAUAACCGGGAAAAUAAUAAUUAUUACAAAUUGUGCACGGUUUUUUACAAAAUCAAUUUGUUUUUUUUUUCAUUGUAAUAUAUUAUAUUCUACGUAACCACUGAAAAUUGUAGACCAAGGUCUAUCAAGGUAGAGUUUUUAAGAUAUGAUGUAUAAAAAUAAAAAAAAAAUUAUUUUGGGUCGUUUGAUAUAUUUUUUUAAAACAUUUGAAACGUUUGCACUUAUAUUAUAGUAUAUUAUUUUGAUUUACGUUGAUUAAAUGUUUGUUACUUAAUUAA